CUCUGCACCUCAAGGAUAACAUUUCUGUCCUUUUGAUUGGCCGCCUCACUGCUGCAAGAUUCUAACCGUCUUAUUUUGAUGAUGAAUAUGAAGGCACGCUAAGCCGGGCUGGAGCAUAGUGUCUCAGAUUCUGCGCUCCUUCCAGAGCCCAAGGACUUACAGCUUCCUCUGCUGCCUUCCUGUGCCAACAACCCCCCAAAAAGUUGUGAUGCUUUUCUUCACCCAGUGCUUUGGGGCUGUGUUAGAUCUCAUUCACCUCCGCUUUCAGCACUACAAGGCUAAACGGGUGUUCUCCGCCGCUGGGCAACUGGUCUGCGUUGUAAACCCCACACACAACCUAAAGUAUGUGUCCAGCCGACGCGCCAUCACUCAGAGCGCCCCAGAGCCGGGCAGCUUUCCCCCUCACCACGGCCCCCACCACCACUGCCAUCACCGCCCCCACCACCACCUCCGCCACCACGCCCGCCCCCACCACCUCCACCACCAGGAGGCAGGGCUGCAUGCCGCCCGGGUGAUGCCCUGCAUGUGCCCCUUGUUCUCCUGCCAGUGGGAAGGCCACCUGGAGGUGGUGGUGCCCCAUCUGCGGCAGAUGCACAGAGUGGACAUACUUCAGGGAGCCGAGAUCGUCUUCCUGGCCACAGACAUGCACCUCCCGGCACCAGCCGACUGGAUCAUCAUGCACUCCUGCCUUGGCCACCACUUUCUGCUGGUGCUUAGGAAACAGGAGAGGCAUGCAGGGCACCCCCAGUUCUUUGCCACCAUGAUGCUGAUUGGGACACCCACCCAGGCCGACUGCUUCACCUAUCGCUUGGAGCUCAACAGAAAUCAUAGGCGUCUCAAAUGGGAGGCCACCCCCCGGUCUGUCCUGGAGUGCGUGGACUCGGUGAUCACCGACGGGGACUGCCUGGUCCUCAACACCUCGCUGGCCCAGCUCUUCUCCGACAACGGCAGCCUUGCCAUCGGAAUCGCUAUCACUGCGGCAACCGAGGUCUGCUCCUCGGAAGCUGAGAUGUGAAGCAAGGGGCCACCGGACGCUCACAUGCAGCCACCCCUCCACCAAGAGACUGCCUGUGCCCCUCGGAUCUCCAAAUGCCAGGACUACAGGCUCCUUUUUAUUCUCCUCCCACCUCCCCUCCUUUCUUCCUUUCUUUUUUGUCUCAGGUACUUUGUGGUAUUUAGUAUUUGUCUGCCAUGGGCAUUAUAUUAUGUAAACAUCCUGUGAUUCAAGAUCUUGGUGUGGUGUUUGUCCUGAUCUGUUGGUACAGUUUUUUAGAACAUUUUAAAUCAGACUCAAUCGGAAUGGUUCUUUCUGGCCACCCCCAAUUCCCUCCUCCGCUGCUUUUAAAUUGAACAAAAGUCACCAAGGUCACGAAGCAGACUCUUAGGGUUGAAAGGAGACUUAGUGUCCAAAUCAUUUUUUCCUUCCCUUUUCAACCUGUUUCAGAGUUCGCUAAUUCUGAAAUACAUGCAGAUAGCAGAUCAGGGCAGGGGACCCCACCAACUCAGAGAUAAAUAUUUCAGACCAACUAGACACAACUCUGCCACCUUCCUAGGAACCUCAGGGGGCCACACCGCUUGGACAGGAGGAGAUGGCAUCUCCUUCGAAGGCCAGGGCACUGGGCUGGAGGCGCGAUGCAUCCUCUGGGUUGAUCCCGGGGGCUCCAGGGAGCGGGCAGAUGUUGAACCCUCCUUUGGUGGACUGCCGUGAGCUGGUGCUCAGCCAGGGCCAUCUUUUCCUGCUCUGAAAUCAAAGACUUCAAGGGUUUGGUGCUUCCCUGAAAAAAUCCUUGCCCUCCACUGAGCAAGUCAUAGAAACGGAUGAGCAAGAGGCAGGGGACGAGAAGCAGCUGAAAACGCAACAGGUAAAAUUCAUCUCCCGCCCCUGGGAGGGCGUUCUCUCCUGAGACAGUUUUAUUAUCAAGUUAUAAAAUCCAUCAAUCCUUUCUCUAGGGUGGAGCACUUGUGUAUCAUGCAAAGAACCCUCUGUGCUCUUGAUAGUUCAUAAACCAGAACCAGGAUUCAGCAGCAUCAAACACAAGCAACUCGGAGGGUGCGCCCAGGUCCUCUAACCAGGAGGGCGUGGCCCCAUCCCUCAUACACCUGGGGGGGUCCUCUCGCCUUUCCUUGCUUCUAAAAUGCUCCGUGGGCCUCAUUCAGCACACAAACACUGUCACUGUUCAAGUAGGCAUCCAGCACCCUGCUGCAGCAGGAAUGAAAAGUCCACGAAAAUCCAUCUCGCCUUUAGGUAGACAGCUCUCUUCUCCUCAGCUGUCAGAACAAUCCGCCAACCUCUUCUUGUGGAAGUCUCUUGUGGUUUUGAAUCAAGGAAGCACGUUUAGUCAACUUUAUCUCUUCUGAUGGGAGCUGAGUACAUGGAAGACUCCCCAGGAGGCCCUCUCCUCCCUUCUUUUUGUCGUUUUUGUUAUCCCCUGGCCUCUCUCCAGUCGCAGCACAAGCACAGCACCUAGACCCCACACAAUGCUCGCUGGCGGGCUUCUCGCCAAGCAGACAUCACUCACAGCCCCGUCCCCUCACCUCAGCCAUCUUGGUCGGAUCCUGGCAGGCCUCCCGAUGAGUACUUAGUUUCAGGCAGCUUGCCCUGGCUGGCCAUUAGCAAUCUUUUCUCUGCCAAAAAUAAUUCAUCCUGGAAUGCAACACCCCUCCCCCCGCAACCAACCAGAUAAUCCUGUAGCCGCCUGUGUGGUCAACCUCCAGCUCAGGCUCCAGAAGGGCAAUGCCUGGCAAUAGAUUUCAUACCACAGUCCCCUCAAGUUCCACAGUAAUUGCUGGGACCCUGGGGCUGAGGUUUUGUUUUGUUAGAGCCUUAAGCAGGCCAAUAACCAUCCUAUCACUGAUUGAGGUUAAUACCAGGUUCGUGGUCCCAAGAAAAGAACUGUAACCUCCUUUCUCUUAGCACUGUCAGAACAUCUUACCAGGGCACCAACUCCCCUUGCCUUGAACCACACGGACAGUCCAGGAAGAAGCUGAGGCUGGCUGGCAAGUUUAGGGAGAGACUGGCUCACGGGGCUCCUUACUUUCCCCACAGGCCCUUCCCCAGAACCUAAGACUCCCCUUGGCUGCAAGUCUGAUACCUCCGGAUGCCGCAUCCUUCCCCUGAUUCCUGACACUUAAUCACUUUGAAAACGUUUGUGUAGCAUCACAGGUGCCCAGAUAAACAAACAAAACCUCAGUAAGAAUACAGUUACUGUCCUCCGGGCCUCAGUGCCUCCGCAAACAUCACCCCUGCCUUCUUGUCGUGCCAAGUUAUGUAAGCCAAACUGAGAAUAACUUCAGGUUAUUAUUAGUGCCCAUGAGGCUGCAUUAUGUAUGUGAUCUCAGAUAGGAAAUGACAUCUCUGGUUCCUAGAACCCUUCAGAGAAAAGAGUAAAGACGCGUUAUUUUCAUCCAUCUCUGAUGCUCCCAAGAAGGCCUUCCUCUCUAUAGCCGCAUGUGAGGAAGAAAGAGCAAACUAAAAUCAAUGAACAGAGACUAGAAAAUGGUACCAACCAAGCGUGCUGUGUUGAGCUCUAUGGCCACAAAAGGCUCCCUCAUUUGAGCCUUGGGGGAAUCCUCAUCAGCAUCCUCAAUAUUCUAAAAAAAGAGAAGUUCAGAGACAUGAAAUGACCUUCCCAACAUCACAGCCAAGGGGCUGCAACCACGACAUGGACCUGGCCCACCGACUGCAAACGUGCUGUUCUUGCCAUGGGAAGACGGACCCAAGCAUGUUCCCACUUCAUCAGAAGGCCUCAGGGUCCACUGGCCUCAGGGUCCACUGGGUCUUGGUUCGGAGACAUCACAGGAGCAGGGAGAGAGUCUGAGGUGGCUUUGCUUUUAAAGGCAUCUCGGCUUGAAGAACUGAUCAAACUGGAAGCAGGGGUUGGGCUGUGGGGGAACGACGGAGCUGGGUCUUCAGUGGCCCAUGGCCAGUUUCUCAUUCUCAGAUUCCCAGGAGCCCGCUCAAUGCAGAGUCCUGGGAUCCGACUGCCUCAUGCAUACCCAGGUGCUGAUUUAAUGCUCUCCUCUAAGGAGCACAGUCAGCCCUCAGUAUCAGCAGGGGGUUGGGUCCAGGAUACCACCACCUGCUCACUGAGGAUACCAAAAUCCGAAGGUGCUCAAAGUCCUUAUAUAAAAUAGCAUAGUACAGUCAGAACCCAAGGAUGUGAAAGGUCAACUGUAUUUGCAUUUUAAAAGCAGGCCAGGGGAGACAGCAGCCCUUCACAGCAAGAAAUGAGUUACCAGCAUGGGAACUUCAGGCAGGAGAGAAGGCACAAACUAAAAACAAUUAACAAUGGAGAGAAGGGCAUUCCUGCCCCUGAGGCUGAGCCUGCAGAAAUGGUCAAGGCGGAAGUGGAGGACGGCCAUACAGAGAAGACUGCCGUUAAUAAUCCUUCUCUCUGCAGGAACUUGCAUCUGGGAUAGAUUCCAUCACUGCCUGUGGCUAUUGCAGAUGCUUUAGAAGUGGACCAGGUUAAUAAUAAUAAUAGUACUCAUGGCUUCCACUUACUGAGUUGACUAUGUGACCCAGUGGGCUAAGUGCUUUGAGUAUAUCAUCUCUUUUAAUCCCCAUAACAACCUUAUGAAAAGGUACCAUUAUUUCACCCAUGAGAAACUGAAGCUAAGAGGGGUUAGACACCGUUCAAAGUCACACAGCUAGCGAAUGGUAGAGCUGGGUCUGGAAUUCAGUGUGUCUUGCUCCAAAGUCCAGGCUUACAACCAAAAUCAACUAUGUCACUUCUAGGAAUUCAUGGACCCAAGGCUUAGAAGGACCCGUCAAUAAGUCUGAAUGACAUAGAGGCCUUUUAGUGCUUCAGUAUUAAAUGUGCCCUUUCAUUUCUCCUUUUUUCUCCCUCUUUUCCCAGCCCAAGACAGAGUGGUGUGCUAGAGCUAGCUUGUGUAACGGCUGUUAAAUUUUUUAGGAAUUUUACAAAGUGAUUGUUAAGCACGGCCACUAUCAAAAAUUAAAUUAUAUAAAUUUUACAAUCAAAUGUUAUAUUAA
Camelus dromedarius (Arabian camel) is the source of this 4996-nucleotide messenger RNA. It is a transcript of the gene SIAH3, whose product is annotated as siah E3 ubiquitin protein ligase family member 3. Lineage: Eukaryota; Metazoa; Chordata; Mammalia; Artiodactyla; Camelidae. The transcript has 2 exons. Gene Ontology annotation, biological process: multicellular organism development; proteasome-mediated ubiquitin-dependent protein catabolic process. Gene Ontology annotation, cellular component: cytoplasm. The coding region runs from base 209 to 1015 and encodes 268 amino acids. The record is from RefSeq and is a predicted model, not a curated record. Gene Ontology annotation, molecular function: ubiquitin conjugating enzyme binding; ubiquitin protein ligase activity.